Messenger RNA from Hippocampus zosterae (dwarf seahorse), 2045 nucleotides. It is a transcript of the gene mmadhcb, whose product is annotated as metabolism of cobalamin associated Db. The record is from RefSeq and is a predicted model, not a curated record. The transcript is spliced from 9 exons. Bases 765 to 1661 code for a protein of 298 amino acids. NCBI's taxonomy places the organism in Eukaryota, Metazoa, Chordata, Actinopteri, Syngnathiformes, Syngnathidae. Gene Ontology annotation, biological process: cobalamin metabolic process. Gene Ontology annotation, cellular component: mitochondrion.
CAGGCUGAGGUUGGAUUAGACUCUUGCGCUCCGCUUGUUACCGUUGUAGUGAACCUCAUUGCGAUGCAAGGUCUGGAGAAAAGUAUUUCAUAUUACGCAACAAGCUGACUUUUCGUUGUAGGAGGAAGCAAAAAAGAGGAAUGCUAUAAUGCACGAAUGUUUUUUUCACACUAGGGGGUAUUCGCACACGUCCGUUUCGUUGGAAAGAUGUUUUACUGUCGUAGAAUGAGAACGAUCAUGUCCGCUAAGUACUUCCGGGUCAUUUUCCUCGGACAACUGUAGUAUAGGAAAAAAUGAGAACCAGAAGAGGCCCUACAAAAUAUGACGUUCAAUAAUUAUAUCAGGAUAUUAACAUAAGGAAAUUGGUCUUACCCUAUCUUUCAUGCAGCGCGAUCGGGUCACCGACGCUACAGAGGAACAGUAGUUGAAUUGAGACACAACCAAAGACACUGUUUGAGUGUAUGUAAGAGACAUGAGAUGAGGCCCGGAACUUGGCCACGCACGAUCACAGUAACUGGUCCGCAAAUUAUGACGUCUUCUAUUCCAAGGUGGUAAAGGACGUUGCAAAACGUAAAAACAAAAUUAAAAAACAAGGUAAAGUCUUCGUUUAGAAAUCAAGGAAGUUCGUUAUUUUAAGUGGACGCCGAUUAGUUUAACAGCGAACUGGAUUUAAACGGCAUAAGGGAGCCGUGUACAACUUGGACACUUUUUGUAUCACCAAGAAGUCACUUACAGGGGUGCUGGCAUUAUUUCGAGAUACCCCAAUGAUACACUGCAAGAGGACGAUGGCGACUGUGUUGUAUGGUAGAACCAGGCUGGUGACUUAUCUCCCUGGGCUUAAUGCUCUGGUGCAGCAUAUUGCCAGCACCGUGGGCUUCUCUACUAUUGGAUCUUAUAGCUCUGGUGAUCCCCAUGGAGCACUCGCUACUUCCAAAAAUGGACCACUUAGAUUGCAGCAUGAUGAGCCCAUGGGCCCGUUUAAUGUCAAAGACCAACUCUACUUGAUGCCUGGUAAUGUAGGAUUUGAAUGUCAAUUGCCGGCGUCAGAAAAAAAAAUGAGACUGACAAAAAAGAUGGUCCCUGAACUGCUGCAUACCCCAUCGAGUCCUGAGAGAUGUAUUUCUGGACUACUUAUUAAAGAACUUGAUGACGCAGCCACGAAUCACAAUACCAGUAACGCAAACCAGGAUUUUGACAACUCAUUUGUGGAGUGUAUCAUGCAGUCAUGCCCUGAAAAACUAAAACAAGAUAUCCAAGACCUGUUUCCCGAGGCUCCAAGCUCUCAUGUGACAGUAGUCACGGUGAGUCAAAAGACAAAGAAUGAUAUGACCGCAUGGUGUUCUGCUGUGGAAGAAGAAAGAGAUCACAUGCUUGACAAGUUUAUAGAGGGAGCCAAGGAGAUCUGCUUCAUUCUGCAAAGAGAAGGAUUCUGGGCAGACUUCAUAGAGCCGUCUUCAGGCCUGGCGUUUUUUGGACCUUAUACAAACAACACAUUGUUCGAGACAGACGAUAGGUACCGUCUUCUGGGCUUUCAGAUUGAAGACUUGGGUUGCUGUCGAGUUAUUCGACAUCCUUUAUGGGGGGCACAUGCCUUUGUCGGAACGAUAUUUACCAAUGCACCACCCAGCCGCCUUGCCAUGAAGGAUUUCCAGGGCUUUUAAACAAAAGGCUAGAUGCUUUCAUGCAGUCAAAAUGUCCUUGGAUAUCUAUCUAUCUAUCUAUCUAUCUAUCUAUCUAUCUAUCUAUCUAUCUAUCUAUCUAUCUAUCUAUCUAUCUAUCUAUCUAUCUAUCUAUCUAUCUAUCUAUCUAUCUAUCUAUCUAUCUAUCUAUCUAUCUAUCUAUCUAUCUAUCUAUCUAUCUAUCUAUCUAUCUAUCUAUCUAUCUAUCUAUCUAUCUAUCUAUCUAUCUAUCUAUCUAUCUAUCUAUCUAUCUAUCUAUCUAUCUAUCGUCUGUGUGUUGAAAGGAAUAUUUGGUGGAUCAUAUGGAAUGCAUACAUGAAAACUACAAAAAGCCAAUAUAUUACUGUUUUAUAAUAAAAUCUCUAA